Molecule: messenger RNA, 6552 nt
Organism: Blastomyces gilchristii SLH14081
Lineage: Eukaryota; Fungi; Ascomycota; Eurotiomycetes; Onygenales; Ajellomycetaceae
Product: C2 domain-containing protein
Exons: 6
Coding region: 2213-5956 (1247 amino acids)
Molecular function (GO): lipid binding
Source: RefSeq, a predicted model, not a curated record
CCAGAAUCCAGGGUGUGCUAGAUCGAGUGAAAUGACGCGGGAGAUUUUUCUUCUGCUUAGGAAGUGGAUAAAACUACUCCGUAAACAGGGGGCUGGAUAUUCAUCCAUAUUCCUGUUAAAAUCGCCCAGAGGCUAGCAUUUGGUUCGUAAAAAUAUUUAGACAUUUCGCAUUAUGGCCGUAUAAACAUCAUGACUUAUCUUCAGACUUCUCUUCACCAAACAACCACAUCCCAGCACCAAGGACAAACACUGCAAUUCUCCCAUCCCUCACGAGCUCUCUCAGAAUCUGUAUCCAAGCCCGUGCAUUCUUGAGUUCGCCGUCUCUAGCUCGUGUCAAAACUCUCGUUCCACACAACACAACCUCCCCAGUCAAGAACAGUACAAACGGAUUUUGGGCAGUUGCAGGAGGCGGAGGAUUCGGUCCGAAGGUCAAAACAGAGGACCGGAACAGACUGAGUAAAUAUAUGCCCAUUGCUAGAGAGAACACCACAUGUACGAGUUUCCAAAUGGAUGUAAUCCGUUGCUCCGCCGGCGAAGCAGGUUGCGAAUUCCCGCCAAAGAAGAAUUUGGCUAGGUAUGGUGGAACACCAAAGCCGGAAGCAAUAUCGGCUAGAUUAAACGCUGGGCCUUCUCCGCCGCCAGGGAAGGUAUCGCUGCCAGCUGGUCCUCCAGCUAAUAAGCUGCUUAGCAAAGCCGUUGGGUUUUGCUCAGGAGUCUGUUGGUCCAAAGGCUGUUGUGAGCGUAAAAGAGCCCGCAGAUACUCUUCCUGUGCUUUGAGACCUUCGGGAGUCUGAUCUUCGACAUUGGGCGAUGGAGGUAGAGGGGAAAUGGAUUUCGGCGGUGCAUGUGGGCGGUGUUCGGGGGUUGGGGUAGAAUCGGAAAGCGCGAGAUGAUAUAUAUCUUACUGUUUGCAGGUGUCCGUCCACUGAGACUGGUGAUCUUGUCGAGCCUCGCAGAACCAUCUGCUCUAAUUUUAGCUUCGCGGCGUUCACGCCGGAGGCGAGCUGCCCGCUGGGCUGGCGAUUCCUCUGUUGCUGACAUUGUGGUUGGUAAGUAGGGUAUAUAGGUCCGGAUAUUAUUUAAAAGUCAGCUCGUCUUUCGAUGUCUUACGAAUUUUGGUGAGAUGUUCGUCGAUACUUGGCAUCAUGCUACUGAGGUCACAUGAUAAGUUAAUUAUACCCGUGGACGCUGCCAAGAGCGAUCAACUCCAAGCUCUUUCUACAUAACCAACCUCUGGACAAGUUCAAACUACACGCUUGAAUAUUUACUCAUACUCUAGUCCGUGCUGUUGACAGCAAUGCGAUGUUCUGUAGGUCUACCUAAGUUAUGCAAUCUGAUAUAUCUUUCUCAUUGCAAGAACAGGGAUAGGCUCCUCCAUGUGUCAAGACCUCCAUUAUUCUUAAAGGAAUUGAAUCGAUUCCUAAGAAACCUUUCUGAACUUUUUCAUUCAGCUUUAGAUAUUACCCCAAUGCUUGAAAUUCCAGAACGGUUUGGCAUCCACGCUAAUGGCGUGAUAAUCACAUAAUGUCCGCCUGACGACCAAACCAGACAGGGAAGAAGUCUUUGCCAGGGAAGCGUUUGGCUGGUACCGGUUUUCCCUUCUGCAUCAGGGAGGGAGAAUUGGAAGUGGAUCUUCUGCUCUCUAGAAUCUGUUUGCUUCCUAUAGGUGGGUGCAAUACCUGUCCUAUAUCCAUCGAUAUAAACUUGUGCGCAGGUAAUGUAACUAUUCAAUAUCAGGCUCAGAUUGGGAUUCAGCCGAUGACGCUGAAGUGGACAUUUUGUCACGUGGGUCAAGAACCCUAACCAGAAACCCGUCCCCGGAUUUGAUCGCCAUGAACGUCGUCACUUGGGUUGGAUGCAAGGAAUCCUGGCUAUUGUUUUGAAUUGGUGCGGCAGAUUGAUACCUUACUGGUCCCUAUACUAAUUAAAAGGGCUGUACCAAUUGAUGGCGGUAGUAAACCUUGGAUCCCACAAGGCUAUUCUAAAAUCGCCACGAUGACGUCUCUGCUACCAGAAAAGCUUCAAUGGCGCCAAUUCGAUAUUAUUUAUCAAGACUAUAUUUUGGGCUAGCCUCUUCCUUAUAUGAUGUUAGCUGGAUUAUUUGACCUUCUUCUCUGAUGAGGUCGAGGACGAGUCCUGAUAACCACUUCUCGUCCAGCAGCCGAUCACGCGUUUCUGUUCUGCAUUCUAUCAAUUAGCUUUGCCAGUCAAUAUGACAAGUGAAACUCAAAGGUACCCUGGUGGGCAUUGGGGCGCAAACAAUCCGAUUCCCACAGUCCAAAAAUUCCUCCGUAACUUGGACCAGGAAAAGGAGGAGAGGGAUAGGCAAAUUGAUGAAGCGGCGAAGCUCAAGCAAAAAAGGGGACAGGAUAAGCAGAAGCAAAAUGGCGAACAAGAUGAGGAUACGGAAGUGACAGCCCAUACCCCUUUGCAGCCGAGGAAACGUGGGCGCAAAGUAAUAGACCCGACAACUGGAAGAGAAGUUGAGAUUGAUGACGUUGGAGAUGAAUUCAUGGCCACAGUUAAAGAGCCACAGCUUUCCGUACCCAAUGCAAAUCUGGGGAAGGAGACGCCUAUUAAAACAGAGCCCACCCAAGAUUUGCGAGAAUACAAACGAAUUCAAGACCUCGUCUCACCGCCAGAUCCUAUUGCCGAAGGCACUACAUCUGAUGUGCCAAUCCAUGGAGAGAAAACCAACAUCUUGUUUCAUCCUACUCCAUCAGUCAGCUAUGAGCCAAUGUACCAGGCUUUGGAAAGACGUGGGACGGUGCUUUCUCUGUGUAUUUUUUGUGGUAUUGUGAUUCCGGGUAAAUUGAUCGGUGGCUCACUCAAAGGGCUUAUUCCUCUCGCUAUCUGUAUUACCUCUGGAGUAUGGCUGUGGAUGCAGGAUAUCAUCCGCAAAGGACGAGAUAUGGAAUGGAGCAGCGAACAACGUCGCGGGGAAACGGCCACAGUGAAUUUAAUUCCAGAGUCAGUUGAAUGGAUGAAUACGUUUCUGUCAAUAGUCUGGGGUCUCCUAAAUCCAGACAUGUUCGCAAGCGUAGCAGAUACUAUCGAGGAUAUUAUGCAGGCUUCCGUACCGGGAAUAAUCGAGAAUGUCCGUGUGGCUGAGAUCGACCAAGGAUCGAACCCAUUUCGGAUCCUCAGCUUGCGAGCACUCCCAGAUAGCCAAGUGGAGGACCUCAAAAACGCAGCGCAUGAAUACAACAAGGAGACAAAAUCUGCUCAAGAAGCUGCUGCUGAUGAGGAAGGAGGCUCCCAUUACAACCUCGAAUGCUCGUUUGCUUACCACGCUAAACCAAGCGGUACAAGCUCUUCCUCGAAGGCUGCCAAUAUGCAUAUGCUUUUGGUAUUUUACCUGGGUAUCAAGGGACUUUUCGGGGUUCCACUGCCAGUUUUCACCGAAUUAAUCCAGCUCAUUGGCACUGUGAGGCUUCGAUUACAGAUGACUCCUGACCCGCCCUUCGCUAAAACCUUGACAUUCAGCUUGAUGGGAGUCCCUCAUGUCCGGGCCGGUUGCGUCCCAAUGGUAAAGAGAGGAGUAAAUAUCCUCAAUUUGCCGCUGAUCUCCAAUUUUGUGAACUACGCCAUCAAAACUGCUGCGAGCAUGUAUGUUGCGCCAAAAUCGAUAUGUAUGGAUCUACGCAUGCUACUACAAGGAGAUACCAUACAAAAGGAUACUCUGGCACUAGGAAUUAUGUGGGUCAGGAUACACAGAGCCACAGGCCUUAGCAAACAGGAUAAACGAGGCACCGACGGUGGAGGUAGCGACCCUUACAUCAAUCUAUCUUUUUCAAAAUACGGAAAGCCGAUGUAUUGUACCAGAGUCAUCACCGAUGAUCUCAAUCCAGUAUGGGAAGAGUCAGCCGCCCUUCUAGUGACACCAGAGCUCAUUAAGGCCGACGAACAGCUCAGUGUCGAGCUAUGGGAUUCUGAUCGCAAUACUGCUGAUGAUAUUGUUGGAAAAGUCGAAAUUUCCAUACAGAAGAUGUUGAAGCACCCGGGAAAGAUGUACCAGCUAACUUCCAAGCUUCAAGGGAUGGAUAUUGGCUCUGAGAUGCCUGGGGAGCUUGUUUGGGAGGUAGGAUACUUCGGGAAACCGCAAUUCCGACCGGCUCUUCGGACCGAUGGGAGGGAUCCAAAUCUACCUGCGACAAUGAAGGAUGAUGCAGCACUGCAAGAUGAGAAGGGUACUAUUGACACUGAUGAAGCUUAUGCUGUCACCCAUACACCUCCAGAUCCGCUUUGGCCAAGUGGUAUUUGCAGUGUUGUCAUUCACCAAAUCGUUAAUUUGGACCUAGCAAACAUUAAAGGGAGUUUUGCGAACGGCCGAAGCAGUAAUAGGGAGUACGAACCCGCAAAACCAUAUGGAGAAAGUACAGAUGAAGAAGGAAAGCAACUUCCAACUAGUUACUGUACAAUCCUUUUGAACGAUGAGCUUAUUUACCGCACCAGAGCAAAAGCUGUAAGCAGCAAACCCAUAUUCAAUACAGGAACAGAAAAGUUUGUGCGAGAUUGGAGAUCCGCGAUUGUUACCAUUACGGUCCGGGACCAAAGACACCGGGAACAUGAUCCAAUUCUAGGUGUUGUGCCCCUUAAACUGUCUGCUAUUUUACAAACCAGUUCCCAAGUAACCCGUUGGUAUCCAUUGGAUGGAGGCAUUGGCUUCGGACGUAUUCGAAUUUCUCUUUUGUUCAGAAGUGUCGAAACAAGGUUGCCGCCUCCUCUUCUCGGUUGGAACGUCGGGUCUUUCCAGAUUACAUCAGAUCGCAUUACCGCCCUGGAUUAUCAUCGUCAUGCCAAACUAAGGGUACGAACAAGUGGGAGUAUUGGUACGCUACCCCGACGAGCGUGCGGUACUCUUGAGGGCGGCAAGGGCAUGUACUUCGACACCAGCUCUCAAGAGCUGAAAGAUCGGAUCCACCUACCAGUCAAACAUAGACAUAGGUCUGGAAUCAUUUUCGAGCUGCACAAAGGGGAUAAGCCGGGCUGCGCCGUCUUCUGGCUUCAUCAAUGCAUUGAUAACGAAGACACGGACGUCGAUAUCCCGAUCUGGAACACAAAGAACGAAGCGCGCCUGACGCAGAACUAUAUCACUGAAGAAAACUGGCAACAGAAACAAGUUCCAGGCCUGGAAGACCUUACCAUCAUAGGGCGUCUUCGGUUCAAAGCCAAAUUCACCCCGGGUAUUGAUGAAAGCCACCGCCGUUUUGUUCAGGAUAACGACUCCCGUGAAACAUUUGAGACGUGGGAAGCAUGCAUAUCCGAAGGAGUACGGAGUCAAACUGUUUCAAGAGAAUUACCAGACUCCAUCAAAGAGUUGCAUGACAAGUCUCUCCUCCAAGAGCGUGAUAUCCUCCGAGCAGCAAGUGCGGACGAGCAAAAACGCUGGAUUACUGCCGACGGGGUCGAUUGGAACGAGGCAUUCGGCACUGAUCCCCAUGAGCUUGCCGAUCACCAACGACGUAACCUCGUUGACAUAGGCGUCGAGGACCAUGUGCGGUUUUCAGUGUCGUCUAUGCAAGGCGAGGAACGGAAGGGCGCGGAGGCUUCCCACUCAGGGUCUUUGAGACAGGAUUCAGGUUAUGCAACAAACAGCCGGGAGCAAAAUCUUCCUGAACAUGCACGCGAUGAUAUCAAUGAAAACGCCGUCGACGACCACAGUGAGCAUCAUCACCAAUCCGGAACUGACGCGGACGAGGCCGAUUCGUUCACCACCACGGAUACCAAUCGAAGAUCGUUAGAGACCAACGAGCAGCGUGCGCAACGCAUCGGGAACAAGGCAAAUAAACGGACUGAGCAUCGCAAGCAGAGGGGAAUUAUGCAGUGGAAGCCAGCGCGUAACGCGGCGUUUGCGAAGGAUGAGGCUUCUUUCGCCCUGAAGAAGGUUAAAAAGAAGUUUACGGGCGGGCUGACGGGGAGGGAACCUGGUGUCGAGACAGAGGUAGGCGGUUAAUGGGAGGAUUACGGUUACAGUUAACUACUGCAGUUUUGCGAAUGGGAAAUAUUCGUUUAUCCUCCUUGAACUCUUGCAUUUCAUGCAAUGAUUUUAUUUUAUUUUUCCCCUUUCUUUUUUUAUCCCCUUCCAUAUGUACUGUACCUAUUUUAAUCCUUCUAUCACGUUACGAUUUCCAAUAAUAUCUAUCAAUUUGUCAAAUACUAAAUUUACCGAGGGCUCAUCCGCCCACCACACACGGGAAAUAUAUUCUCUAUGAAUUUUCCCCAUCUUCUCCACACUUUGGCCCCCCAAGCUACCUUCCUAUGCUAUGCCCUGUGUGAUCCUUCCAGCCCGCUAGCUAUGUACAGCACGUAGCUCCCCCGACCCCCUUAGCAACUGGGGAGAUAAUAUCUAUCCGGCGCUCGGGCUAGAGUGAAUCGAAUGGUAAUCCGCCCCCGCCUUCCUGAAUAGGCAGCUGACUGAAAUCAGAAGGAUGUUGAUACAAAUGGUUCGGCCCCCUUAACUACCAGUUUUAAGCCUGGUUGGUGGUGAUGGAGCUCUUCUGCCCAGUCAGUGGCCUACACAGAGGAACCUCCCCCCCCCCCCCCCCGGGG